Messenger RNA from Chanos chanos (milkfish), 2701 nucleotides. RefSeq names its product cell division cycle 27 (gene cdc27). NCBI's taxonomy places the organism in Eukaryota, Metazoa, Chordata, Actinopteri, Gonorynchiformes, Chanidae. The record is from RefSeq and is a predicted model, not a curated record. Bases 74 to 2587 code for a protein of 837 amino acids. Gene Ontology annotation, cellular component: anaphase-promoting complex; cytoplasm. Gene Ontology annotation, biological process: metaphase/anaphase transition of mitotic cell cycle; protein ubiquitination; cell division. The transcript is spliced from 20 exons. Gene Ontology annotation, molecular function: protein binding.
UGGAUACUGAACUAAGAAAAGAAUAGAAGAAAGAGGGAAACCAAAAGGGGAAGAGAAGGAGCUUGGUUACGGGAUGACGGUGUUGCAGGAACCUGUUCAGGCGGCUGUCUGGCAUGCUUUAAACCACUAUGCCUACCGUGAUGCUGUCUUCCUGGCAGAGAGACUCUAUGCUGAAGUGCACUCGGAAGAGGCGCUCUUCUUGCUGGCCACGUGCUACUACCGCUCGGGGAAGGCGUAUAAGGCUUACCAUCUCCUCAAAGGCCACAGCUGCACAACACCACAGUGCAAAUACCUGCUCGCCAAGUGCUGCGUGGAGCUUAGCAAGCUGGCAGAAGGAGAGCAGAUCCUGACGGGUGGAGUUCUGAACAAACAGAAGAGCCAGGACGACAUUGUGACCGAAUUUGGCGACUCUGCCUGCUUCACACUGGCACUGUUAGGGCAAAUCUACUGCAAAACAGAUCGCUUGGCAAAAGGCUCAGAAUGUUAUCAGAAGAGCUUGAGUUUGUAUCCUUUCCUCUGGUCUCCUUUCGAGUCGCUCUGUCAGAUUGGCGAGCGGCCAGACCCCGAACAGAUCUUCAAACUGACUUCCCCGCAGAGUUUAACCGGAGGGAACAGCGUAGGCGUCCCCCCACCUCCUGUCAGCCCCGCCCACACCCCCAGCCACAACAUGCCCCACCGACAGGUCGACACUGUCCUCAUGGAGACACCGCAAGACACUCUGGAACUAAACAGGCUAAAUCUAGAGUCUUCAAACUCCAAAUACUUCAACAUGAGCACGGACUCCUCCAUGUCGUACAUCGACUCCUCGGUAAUCUCGCCCGACGUGGCGCCACUGGGCACGGGCGGUUCGCUCCUGUCCAAACAGGUCCAAAACAAACCCAAGAGCGGACGCAGUCUACUGGGUGGGCCGGCAACCCUCAGCCCCAUCACGCCGAGCUUUGGAGUCUUGCCUUUGGAGCCCAGUCCAGGAGACCCCUCAUACUUGCAGAACUACAGUCACAGCGGCUCAGGGAUGGAACCACCCCCUCCAGCAGGCCCACCAAAGAAGUCUUCAGAGGUACUCCAGACUGUCUCCAGAAUCAGCCAAGUGGGGACAAAGUCAGUGUUUGCACAGAGUGGGAACAGCAGAGAGGUCAUUCCAAUCCCCUUCAACCAGACACAGACCACUGCCCCACAGACCAGUACCACACCGCAAGUGCUGAGCCCCACCAUCGCUGCUCCACCCAACGUGCAGCCUCGACGGAGCUCCAGACUCUUCACCAGUGCCAGCUCCACUGCCAAGGAGAAUAGCAAGAAGCUGAAAAUGAAGUUCCCCACCAAGAUCCCCAACCGGAAAACCAAGCCAAAAACAGGGAAGGGAGGAAUCACGCCCUCCAACCUGAACGAAAGCAUCGAGAUUCUCAAGCUGGACUCCUCAAUGUCGGAAGGGAAAGGCAGCAUCGGCUCUACCCAGUUUCAAGCCUUUACACUACAGAAGGCUGCCGCGGACGGGCUAAUGGCGUUGAUGCGGGACAUUGGGAAGGGCUACCUUGCUCUCUGCUCUUACAACUGCAAAGAGGCCAUCAGCAUCUUGAGUCAGCUCCCCUCUCACCACUACAACACAGGCUGGGUCCUGGGCCAGAUCGGCAGGGCUCACUUUGAGCUGGCCGAAUACAUGCAGGCCGAGAGAAUCUUCUCUGAAGUGCGACGUAUUGAGAGCUAUCGGGUGGAGGGCAUGGAGAUCUACUCCACAACACUGUGGCAUCUCCAGAAGGACGUGGCACUCUCGGCCCUGUCCAAAGAUCUCACCGACAUGGACAAGAAUUCACCAGAGCCCUGGUGUGUGGCUGGGAACUGUUUCAGCCUCCAGCGGGAACACGACAUAGCCAUUAAGUUUUUUACGCGGGCCAUCCAAGUGGACCCUAGCUUUGCCUAUGCCUACACACUGCUGGGCCACGAGCUGGUGCUCACCGAGGAGCUGGAGAAAGCCCUGGGCUGCUUCCGCAACGCCAUUCGCCUCAACACACGCCACUACAACGCCUGGUACGGUCUGGGAAUGAUUUACUACAAGCAAGAGAAGUUUAAUUUGGCCGAAAUCCACUUCAAGAAGGCCCUGAGCAUCAACCCUCAAAGUUCCGUGCUGCUCUGUCACAUAGGAGUGGUACAGCACGCACUGAAGAAGUCUGAGCAUGCAUUAGAGACACUGACGAGAGCAAUCAACAUCGACCCCAAGAACCCGCUAUGCAAAUUCCACAGGGCCUCCAUCCUCUUUGCCAAUGAAAAGUAUAAGGCUGCUCUGCAGGAACUUGAGGAGCUGAAACAAAUAGUGCCCAAAGAGUCCCUUGUUUACUUUUUAAUAGGAAAGGUAUAUAAGAAACUCGGCCAAACACAUUUGGCCUUAAUGAACUUCUCCUGGGCUAUGGACCUGGACCCCAAAGGGGCAAACAAUCAGAUUAAAGAGGCCAUAGACAAGCGAUACCUCCCUGACGACGAGGAGCCCGUCACCCCCGAGUCCUCCAUAGCGGAGGUGGAGGAAUCACAGGAGAGCAGUAUGACAGACGCAGACGACACACAGCUCCACACCACGGAGAGCGACGAGGUCCUGUAACAACAACAACAACAACAACACAUACACACAUCACACUUUUCCAUCUCUGGACUUAACUUAGAAACCAUGCCAACCAUCCUGGACUCAGCCCUGAGGCUCCAGUUGUGAAAACAA